AUGUUCGCCUCCAUACGGGAGAACAUCGACUCCCAAAUGUGGAUCACCCGGGUGUCGAUCAUGAACAUCCUUUGCCAGAUCCUUCUGAUGUACCAUGUCGUGGCUUGCAGCUACUGGGGGCUUGGACGAAUUAACGUGGACUCUGCCAACUGGAUCACGGAGUAUAGCCUUGAGAAUCGGACGUUCGGCUACCAGUACACCACCACACUGCACUGGGCAGUGUGCCAGCUAGGCCUGGGCUCCAACAUCAUUGAAGCCACAAACUUCGCGGAGCGGGUCUUCUGCAUCGUCGUUGUGCUGAUAGCAUUGGUCACUUUCUCGUCCUUGGUCAGUUUAAUGACGUCGCAGCUGACGAGUUUGCACAACGUGCAAGAGGAGGAGCAGCAACAAUUUCGCUUGCUGCGCAGCUUCCUCCUGCGGAACCACAUCGACCGGUCGUUGUCACAACGAGUCACCAAGUUCCUGCAGCACAGCUACACCAUCCAGCGCGAAGUCAUUUCAGACUCGCAGGUGCCCUUGCUGGCUCAUCUCUCCAAGAAUUUGCAGGGCGAGCUGCAGUACGCGCGGUACCAAAAGAGCUUGAGUAGCAUGGCCUUUGUGGAGGCAUUGGAAGGACAGAAUUUGCAGAACACGCAAACGUUGCACGACAUGGCGGUUCAGGCCACGGCCCAGAGCGUGCUGUUGAAGGGCGAGGUCGUGUUCUAUGCAGGAAACCUGGCCGAACAUUGUUUCAUCGCCGCCUCUGGCGAGUUGGAGUACUGCCAAGGAAAGGAGUGUACAACGGUCGACUCCACGCAGUGGGUUGCUGAGAUGUGCCUGUUCACGCCCUGGUCUUACGUCGGAGAUCUCUUCACGCAGGAGCUCAGCAUUGUGGUAGCAAUGAGCAUGGAGGGAUUCUGCGAGUGCGUGUGCAAGAGCCCUGAGAUGCAGCUGCAUGCACGAAAGUUUGCGGAGAUCUAUGUGGCUGACAUGAAGACUGAGCAGACAUCUUCGGACUUAUGGACGAUGCCAGGAUCCGAGGAGGAAUCGCCACCUUCGGCGAGAGUUGCGAGUCUCUCGCCGAAUACGCGCAAGAGCACGCCUACGAGGCUUUUCCAGAACUUUUUUGGAGCUGCGAAACGGCGUACCAGCGUCCGACGGGUUUCCCUACUGCCUGACGAGGACGAGGUUGCGCAGCUGCAGGCGCUUCAGUAUCAGUAUCGACACCAACACAGCGCUGUCUCCUCCGCGGGAGGGGCACCAAAGAAGGACCCGGCCGCUUCCAUCCGCAGCCAGGACUCCGGAUGA
Molecule: messenger RNA, 1287 nt
Organism: Symbiodinium sp. CCMP2592
Lineage: Eukaryota; Dinophyceae; Suessiales; Symbiodiniaceae
Source: the annotation of a GenBank genome assembly